CGGCUGGCGCAGGCGAAAGGCGUCUGUGCAUUUUGCUGUGCAGUGAAGGCGGAAGUGCGGGAGCCGAGGCUUUUCCAGGUGCUGGGGUUGCGGCGCACCUGCGGGAGCGAGAUGGAGGUGGGCGCGGCGGCAGUAGAUGGCCCGGACGGCCCUCGGGAGCGGCGAGGCUUGUGCGAGACUGGGAGGCAGCCGCAGAACCACGAUGUGCGGCCUCGGUCUGGAGUAAACGGGCUUCCAAGACACUCCUACUGGCUGGAUGUCUGGCUCUUUAUCCUUUUCGAUGUGGUGUUGUUUUUGUUCGUGUAUCUUUUGCCCUGACUGGUUUGCUGAUAUCUAAAUUAAGAAGUUGGCUUCUGGAGUGAAUUCUGGAAAUGACUUACAAACUUCUUGAAUAAGGAAGACAGACAGGAUUGUGCAGCUGAAGAACUUCAAACCUCUAAGGGAUCUUCCUUUCAUUUUACACAUUCUGUUACUCACUUGGAGAAUACUAUUAAAUGGGUAGUGAUCUCACUCGUUCACAGCUAAGUUCUUAAAACUAGACCCUUUGGUUCACGUUUAAAAACUUUUCAAACAUCUAUGGCUUUACAGAGGCUAAAUAUAAAAGUAUUUGUAUCUAAA
Molecule: messenger RNA, 618 nt
Organism: Cynocephalus volans (Philippine flying lemur)
Lineage: Eukaryota; Metazoa; Chordata; Mammalia; Dermoptera; Cynocephalidae
Gene: ARLN
Product: chromosome 9 C4orf3 homolog
Exons: 2
Coding region: 112-318 (68 amino acids)
Source: RefSeq, a predicted model, not a curated record